This is a messenger RNA of Opisthorchis viverrini, 486 nucleotides long. RefSeq lists its product as hypothetical. Lineage: Eukaryota; Metazoa; Platyhelminthes; Trematoda; Opisthorchiida; Opisthorchiidae. The record is from RefSeq and is a predicted model, not a curated record. Bases 1 to 486 code for a protein of 161 amino acids. The transcript has 4 exons.
AUGCAUUUUAAUACGACUGCGCAUCAACCUGCUGCGCAGCGGAACAAUCAUGUGAAACAGAGCCGUGCGAUUAUGCCCCCACGUCUGAAUCACGUCCGAUUUCAUCAUGUGCCGGAGAAAGGUCAAAUAGGGACACAGAAAGUUCACACCCACUCCGUGGCCAAGGCACUCCGUACACAAGCGCACAGACGGCCAUCUAUGAUCAACCGAGACAAAGGAACAACCGCUCGAAGACCAGUGUGGGACAACGGCCAAAUGAACACUCCUCACAAGGAUAAUGCGCCUCCCGGAAGGCCAAAUGUACACUUCAAAACGACCAAUACAUCCCAACAUUUCAUGACGUCCAUUUUGAGCCUUUUAUCCGGUGCAGAUGGACGGGUGCGCUCCCCUAGCCGCGUCCAAAUCUCGAUUGUGCAAAAACAACACAAAGACAAUCAGGAAACGCAUAUCAAGCCAAUAAGUCCUUUCAAAGAAGUUCGCGUAUAG